GGAUUACCUGUGUAACAUGCGCACGCAUGUAAAGUGUAACACGUGCGAAUAAAAACCGAGUCAACGCCAUCUUGUUUGUGUUAGUCAUUCUAGUAAAUACAUGACAAUUUUGGCGACGAGGACGGGAUAACUAGGAUUUUUUUUCGAAGAAAAAAAACACAUCCUAAUCCUUAUUAGACAUGCCAGACGAGAACGAAGUGCCAAGAGUCUCAAACAUCGGUAGAGUACAAAAGUUUGUGUUUGGAAACGACUUUGAAGCGUACGCCGAGCAACUUGACUUUUUCUUCGUGGCGAAUGGCGUCUCGGACGCAAAGMAAAAGAAAGCUGUACUUCUGACUAACCUCCCAGCGGAGACAUACCAACUUGUGAAGGACCUGGUGGCACCGAGUGAGUUGAAAGAGGACACUGUCACGUACCAGAAUAUCGUGGAAAAGCUUCAACAGCAACUAAAACCUCAAAAGUCACCGUUAGUAGCAAGGUAUGAGUUUGAUAACCGAUCAAGAAAGCCAGGAGAAACGGUGAGUGAAUACAUUGCCGUUUUAAAACACCUGGCCACUGAAUGUAAAUUCAACGAGACGAUGCGUUUGGAACGUUUAAGAGAUAGAUUAGUCUCAGGAGUACGUGAUAGAAAAAUGAUGGCAGACUUAUUAAAGACAAAACUAGAGGAACUGACAUUUGAUAUAGCCGUUGCAAAGUGCCUUGCAAUAGAGAGAUCAUAUCAUGAUGUCGAAACCAUGCAGGGGGGGAAAGAGCCAAACCCGAACCCAAAUCCUGUACAUAAAGUUGACAAAGCGGCAAAAGGUAGCAGAAAACAUGCACAUAAGCCCAAAACGGAUAAAAGGGAAAACAAGUCACAAAAUUGUUAUCGUUGCCAUGGUAACCAUGAUCACAAAACUUGCCCAUUUAAAAAAGAAGAGUGUCAUUACUGUAAGAAGAAAGGUCAUAUUAAGCGUGCAUGUAAGAAGUUUCAGAAAGAAACACAGGGUUCCCAACCCCAAGUCAAUGCUAUAGAUAGUGAUGACAGCGAUGAUUUUUUAAGUAGCCUAGAAAUCCAUAAAGUGGGUAACAAAGAUAACGUCAUUUGGGUCACCCCUAACAUUGACGGAAAACCGCUAAAAAUGGAACUCGACACAGGUUCUGCUGUUUCAACUAUCCCUUAUAAGAAGUAUAAGGAACAGAUUAGCCAUGCUAAAUUACAAGAGAGUGAGAUUACCCUGAAAACCUAUACAGGGGAGAAAAUAGUACCCAAGGGAAAGAUUAACUGCAAGGUUAACCUUAAGGGCCAGACAAAGCAUUUAGAUAUUCAAAUUGUGGAGACACCAGGACCAGCCCUCUUUGGCCGUGAUUGGCUUUCUGUUUUAAAGUUGGACUGGGGUGAAAUCAAAGCCCUUAAGUUAAGCCAAGCAACAGUCGAGCCCACCCAGGGUCGGGUAAAUAAGCUACUGGAACAGUAUAAAUCUGUUUUUGAUGAUGAUCUAGGUACCCUUAAAGGUCACAAAGCAAAUCUCAAGAUAAAGGAGAAUUCCCAACCGUGUUUUCACAAAGCACGCACGGUUGCUUACUCGGAUCGACCAAAGGUAGAAGCUGAGUUAAUCCGCCUGGAGAAAGAAGGUAUUCUCAGUCCAGUUGAACACAGUGAGUGGGCAACACCUAUAGUAGCCGUACCUAAACGUAAUGGAUCAGUACGCAUCUGCGGAGAUUUUAAGGUCUCUAUCAAUCCUGUGUUGAUAGCUGAACAGUAUCCUCUGCCGAGAAUCGAGGAUAUCUUUGCAAAUCUUGCUGGAGGCAAACACUUCAGUAAAAUUGAUUUGAGACAAGCUUACCAUCAGAUGGAAGUUACUGAGGAAUCAAAGAAGUAUUUGACCAUAAAUACUCCCAAGGGUCUCUACCAGUAUAACCGCCUAGUGUUCGGUAUAACAUCNCAAGUUUCGACUCUUCAGAUGUAUUCCACGCUACACAGUUUAGCCCACUUCCUGUCACCAGCGAAACGGUUGCUAAAGAAACCAAGCGUGAUCCGAUACUGUCCAGAGUCUACGAGUCUAUUAUGA
Molecule: messenger RNA, 2048 nt
Organism: Exaiptasia diaphana
Lineage: Eukaryota; Metazoa; Cnidaria; Anthozoa; Actiniaria; Aiptasiidae
Exons: 1
Coding region: 180-2048 (622 amino acids)
Source: RefSeq, a predicted model, not a curated record